AUGCCUCUACCAACCCGGGGCCAACCACCUCAAAUAAUCACCUCGCGGAAUGAAAAAGUGACAGUCAUGUCAAAGUACUUGUCCGCUCGAUAUCCUCCCGAUCCAGAAAUGUACGCCACUGCCCAUGAGGAACGACUUGGGACCAAUACCCUGAUCAGAGAUAACGGUGUCACUGACCAUGCCGAACAAUUGUCAUUCAAGCCCCUUGCCUACGCUGGCACUGCUGCAAUGGCUUUUCUAUUUGUGACUCAACCUCGGUUGCUGAGUAACACAUCCUUUGUCUAUUGCUCUUCGCGCCAUAUCCACAUAUCGCUCGCUCCUCAAGAUGGUGUAUAUCCCUGCCAUUUUUGGUGCGCAAUACCACGAAAUAAAAAGUGGGAAAGCGUUCUCAUUGUCAGCCUGCUGACCAUGAUGACACGUGUCGAUUGGGUAUAUGCUUUCGAAGUCCUGGGCCAUGGCGGUGAAGGGACAUUCUAUGGUCCCGUCUCCAAACGGCCGUUCACGCCCAUAUCCGUCGUCCUGCUGAGACCCGUCAUCACUGCCGCCACUACAAGUAUUGCGACUGGUAAUGCUCUCGCUUGUUGA
This is a messenger RNA of Rhinocladiella mackenziei CBS 650.93, 585 nucleotides long. RefSeq lists its product as uncharacterized. Bases 1 to 585 code for a protein of 194 amino acids. The record is from RefSeq and is a predicted model, not a curated record. NCBI's taxonomy places the organism in Eukaryota, Fungi, Ascomycota, Eurotiomycetes, Chaetothyriales, Herpotrichiellaceae. The transcript has a single exon.